Molecule: messenger RNA, 1458 nt
Organism: Clonostachys rhizophaga
Lineage: Eukaryota; Fungi; Ascomycota; Sordariomycetes; Hypocreales; Bionectriaceae
Source: the annotation of a GenBank genome assembly
AUGGAGCAGCUUUCAUCCGUAUUGACGAGCUAUCCGCCAGCUUCGGCCUCGUCCACCUCCCACAAACAGCAGGAUGAACUUGCCAGGGUCUACCUCUCCGCUAUCGCCAAGCUAUCUGCCUCUAAUAAAAGGCUUAUUUUGGAACAACCGGAGGCAUUUCUCAAGCUCCUUGAUCCUGCUAAGAACUCGAUCGGUUAUCUCUUCGUCCUGAAUACUAUACUGAAUGCCUCCGAACCUCGAAUAGGACGACCCUCGCUGCUGGAUGCAAUUGUCGUCUUCCUUCUCAGUUUCGACCCCAUCCAGGUUCGAUACGUAGGGAAUUACUUACUUUCGUUGCUCGAAGCGGUUGGAACCGGAAAGCUGUUUCCCCCUCGAGUUGCUGUCGAAGUUCUUGCUACGGCCAUGCUCCGUUUAGAUCCCAACGCUUCCAUGUUUACAUCGACACAUCUGCUCCUGGCAACCUACGCGUACGAGACGGACUGCGUGGAACCGGCCCUCAAAGUUCUCGAGCGAGACAUUACGACCUACCCGAUCGCAGCACAGAAGGAGCAGCGGUUCUUAUGUGACCCUGAACUUCCGCUCACGAGUUACAUUUCGAUACAGACUGGGCUGACAGCUCCAGUGAAGGCGACAACUGUGUUGGAGUACGACUUUAUCCGUGGUUUGAUCUACAUGUCGAGGCGCGAAUGGACAAAGGCUCGAAAAGCCCUGGAGCGGGUCAUUGCCUACCCGACGAAAGAUAAAGGUGUCAGCAAAAUCAUGGUUGACGCGCACAAGAAGUGGUUGCUGGUUGGUCUCCUCAGUGAUGGUGAGGCUCCGUCAUUCCCUGGAUAUACAUCAGCUGCGGCGAAAUCGGCAUACAAUAUCAUGGCCUCAGGCUAUCGUGAAGUGGCGUCCACAUUUAGCCAACCGAAGGCAAUCGACUUCGUGAACGAGGUCAUAUCAAACCGCCCCAUCUGGUUGGAAGAUGGAAACGUGAGCCUUAUCCAAGAAGUUCAGGUUGCAUACCAGAAGUGGCAAAUCCUCAACCUUCGACGGAUCUACCGAGAGGUCUCCAUAUACAAAAUUCAAGAGUCAACGUCAAGCGGCGAGACAGGAGAGCCCUUGGCCAAUCCGCAACAAGUCAUCAGCCUUGUGCAAAGCAUGAUUGACAGCAAGGCGCUCAAGGGCGAGAUUACAGUUGGUCCGGACAGCGAAAGCUUCCUCACGUUCCAAGGCGAGCAGGAAUGGUCGUCGGAGAAGGAUUUCGCCAGGGAGAUCGCACAAGCUCACCACAACAUCAACCUUCUAAGCCAGGAGUACAAAGCGUCGAAUGAACGUUUGAGCGGCCAUAGGGACUACGUUCGGUUCAUGAUUCGCGAACUGAAGCGGGCUGACAAGGAUGAUUCCGACGCGGGUGGUUUUGAUGCUCAGAUCGAGGAUGAAGACCUCAUGAAUGAUAUUGUCCAUCAUGGUUGA